CCGAGUGCACGGAGAUUAAAUUCGACGUGAUCAAGUAAAAAAUCUUCGUAUUAACUUCUUCGAACUCAAAACACAUAGGAUAUAAGUCUCAUCGAAGCAAUUCGGCGACUCUAACAAAAGAUCUAACAAUUGUCAAAUACUGCAACUACUUGUUUUGUGCCUGAAAUGUUGUUGUUUCAGGGAAGAAUGAAGCGUCGUCUGCUGGCCACCCAGCAGCCUUGACCUUUCACAUGGAUUUGGUGGCCUGUUAAAUGUCACAAGAUUAGACCGAGGGAGUACAGGGGGCUAGCGAAAGAGAGAGUUUGGUGCGACUUGGAACGAAGAGUGAACGAAAGUAAUAUAGCUGGUUAAAAAAUUUUGUACCAAGAGCAUCAAGGACGUAUUCGUGUUUGAGAGCGUUAAGAAGAAGACCAUGGAUGAAGAGCGUAGACCACUUCUUGGCGUUGUUGAUGAAAAAGAGGAUGAAUCCUCAGUUAAAGGCUCCACUGCUUCUGAUGGAGACCCACCACCCAAAUCAACUCAAAGAAGGAAAUCAAAGGCAGACGCCAACAAAGUUACAUCAGAUGAUAGCAGUGUUGUAAGAAGGCCAAUUCAGUACUAUUCCAUAAAUGCAGACGGCCCUGGAUCAACAGUGCGCCCGGCCCACCCAUCCCACCAUGAUCAUGACACUGUGGCUGUGGUCUCUAGGUACAAGUACUUCAACAAACUGGCACCUCAUGGAGACAGCAGUUUGCACAUGCCUGACCACGUGGUACCCACGGUAUUUUUGACGCGGAUACUGGUACCUGUUCAAGGGGAGCAGAGCAGCCUGAUAACUAUAUUUGCAUUAUGGAAUACAAUGAUGGGAACAUCUCUGUUGAGCAUGCCCUGGGCUAUAAGACAGGCUGGGUUUGCUACAGGGCUGGUGCUGAUCGUGGCAAUGGCUGGUCUCAUGUUGUACACAAGUUACAGGGUCAUGACCUCUAUAGAAGGAAUAGGUGGAGAUGAAGAGAUUUUGGAGUUCUCAGACGUUUGUCGUCAUUAUUUGGGUCGCUGGGCAGAGGUGUGCAGUGUCAUAUUUUCAUUGGUCACAUUGUUGGGAGGGAUGAUUGUAUAUUGGAUACUCAUGUCUAACUUCCUCUACAAUGAUGUCAAAUUUGUGUACAGUAAGGUUGAAGAAACCAAUUCUUCCAGUGCUCUGACGCCGAAAAACUAUUCCAAAUUUAGUGAUGCUUAUUGUCCACAUCCUCCUUCCACAUGGGCUGUGAAUAUCACACCAUCAGAACCUACCGAUGAUAACCUGUUGGUGUCAUCAGAACUCCAUGGACAAUCUAAUUCUACACAAAUCUUCUACCAGGUCUGGGAUGCUCAGAAGACAGUACCCUUUUUCCUUAUCGUCGUCCUUGCUCCACUUCUCAACUUUAAGUCACCAACUUUUUUCACCAAGUUUAACAUGUUAGGUACCAUUUCUGUGGCAUAUCUGGUCUCCUUUAUUACUGUGAAAGCUGUGAACUGGGGGUUUCAUCUAGACUUCCAGUCAGAGAACCAGCCUCUGUAUGUUCCACAAUUUCAGAAGACCUUCCCAGCUCUGACAGGGGUGUCUGCUCUUGCCUAUUUUAUACAGAACUGUGUUCUCUCACUGACAAAGAAUCAGAGAAAUCCACAGAACAAUACCAGAGAUCUGACACUAGCAUACAUGCUGGUUUGUUUGACCUACUUUUAUGUGGGCAUGAUGAUGUAUGCAUCCUUUCCAUUGGCAAAAGGAUGUAUCGAAGCUAAUAUGUUGGACAACUUUCAGAGUAGUGAUAUCAUGGCUUUCGUAGCUCGUAUCUGUCUGUUUGUACAGAUGACUGCUGUCUUCCCUCUACUGGUCUAUGUGUUCAGAGUACAGAUCAUGCAUACUCUGUUUGGAUCUGUUUGGCCAAGCCAUGUGGUGGUUUUGAACAUUCUGCUGAUGGGAAUCUGUGUGGUUUUUGCCAGAUUUCUGCCUAACAUUGGCACCAUAAUCAGUUUUGUUGGAGCAUUUUGCGGGUUUGCAUAUGCCAUAGCACCCUGUUCUGUGUAUAUGCUGUCCCUACGUGCAAAAGGGCAGCUCGGUCUGAUGACAGUCAUUAUUCAUACAGCACUCAUCAUAUUUGGACUGUCAAAUUUUGUAGCACAAUUCCUGAUUCUUGAAAGACAUGACAUGACUGAUUUCUAGCCUGCUACUGAAGAUGUAUAUAGUUUACUUAACAUGACCUUCUGCGUGUACAUCUUGCGAAUCACUGCAAAUCAAACAACUGGUGAGAAGCUUUGAAAGGGAUUGCUUCUCGGCACCAAAGAUUUUCACCAUUUGAAAGAAAGACAACAAGUAAUAUAACCUUUGUAAUUUA
Messenger RNA from Liolophura sinensis, 2351 nucleotides. Its product is annotated as neutral amino acid transporter 9-like. Gene Ontology annotation, biological process: amino acid transmembrane transport. Gene Ontology annotation, cellular component: lysosomal membrane. Lineage: Eukaryota; Metazoa; Mollusca; Polyplacophora; Chitonida; Chitonidae. The record is from RefSeq and is a predicted model, not a curated record. Gene Ontology annotation, molecular function: L-amino acid transmembrane transporter activity.